Messenger RNA from Dujonia railenensis, 900 nucleotides. Lineage: Eukaryota; Fungi; Ascomycota; Pichiomycetes; Serinales; Debaryomycetaceae. The record is from the annotation of a GenBank genome assembly.
AUGUUUAAGUCCGUGAGAACAUUUCUGAGUGCUUCAAGACUAUCCACAAGAUCGAAGCCUCUUGCCUUCUCCAAUCUUGCAGACAUAAAGUUGCGUGCACCUAUUGCGCCAACCCACAAGAAUUUCGAUGUCUCACCAGAUCAUCCAUUAUGGGCAUUUUUCGAAGGGGGAAACACCCUGAAGGCUGCUCUCAGAGAUGGUAAUGACAUCACACAACUCGAGGUAAGACCCUGGUCCAUGGCUGAAUUGAGAAGAAAGUCUUUUGUAGACUUACACCAAAUUUGGUACCAAGUACUAAAGGAAAGAAAUAUCAUCGGUACCGAACUCCGUUUGGCGGAAAGCUUGGAGUACAGUCGUGCACACCACCACAAGGACUUUGAUGAAAAGUUAGCUUUGGUGCAGAAAAGAAUUAAGGUAGUGUUACUCGAAAGACAGACUGCGUACGAGAGAGCUCAGCUUUUGGAUGAUGUAAAACAAGAGUACUUGGAGCAAUUCAAGCAGAGAUACAUCGAGGUGGACCAAGCCAACGAAGUUGAUAUGGAGGAAAAGUUGGACAGGUUGCAAUUUGCCGUAUUUGGCAUCCAACCAGACUUGAACGAUAUCGAUUUAGAGCAUGAUAUAAACGUCAGCUUCAUCAAGGGAGUUGAGUAUAACGCAGAAUUGAAAUGGGGUAAACAUUUGCAAGAAACUGGCCAAAAUUUGGCACCAUUGAAAAGUAUCGUCGAGCAGUUGCCAUUUUUGUUGAAGGAUACAACUGAAGCCGUCGAGGAAGUCAUCGAGUUGAGAGACAGUGAAGUGGAUGUUAAGAUGGACAAGAUUGAUGUUAUACCAUUUUUGAAGAGCGCCAUAGGUAACUUCAGAGGAGAUGGGAUCGAGGAAGAAGUAGCUGAAGAUAUCUAA